CCACUCGUCCAUUCACCAUUCUCACCUAGGCACCCCAUGCCGAAGAGUAACAAGAAGAAAAGGGAGAAAGCUAGCGAGUUCAGUAAAGCAAAGCUUAAACUCGGCAGGGCCAAGAAAUCUGCUCCAAAUGCGACAGAUACUUCCUUCAACGUAAAAUCCAUCAACGUUCCAGCCCAGAAUGUGGAUACAUACAGAGCGGGAGAUGUAGUGACUCGCAAGAAUCUAUCCUUUUCGCAGCUGAUCAGCCGUUUGCGGCACUACAACGGUGCAGUUAGAAAAGAUUCUGUACAUGGACUGAAAGAAAUUUUCCAGCAAACCAGCAUAGAAAAUGAAGACAUGAUGUCACAAGUACUCGAAACAUCAGGUCAUUUGAUAGGUGACGAGGACACAGCGGUUCGUAGAGCGUGCUUGGAUACAAUGAAGUCGAUCAUCAGCUCAACCUCAACUGACAAACUGGAGCCUCAUGUGCCACUUUUGCUUCUCCAUGUUCUUUCUAACACGACCCAUAUUUUCCCCGACAUUCGUAUAGACUCAAUCCGAUUCCUGCACCUUCUAUUGAACAAAGCGCCGGUUUCCGUGAUACAAGAGUUGAAUCAAACGAGUUCCACCGGUCGAGUGCUAGACGCCUUCCGUGCGAUCUUGCAAAUCAAGCGUCAGAAUUCAGGAGAGCCGUUCAUUGGGGCCCCUUCAAGUAUUGCUCUCACAUCACCGACGAAGGCCGAAAUCUUGUCGUGCCUCCGAGCAUUUCUGAGGGCGCUGUCAACUUCCACCUUAGAUGACAGUUCAAGGUUGCCUUUAUGGUAUCUCCGAAAUUCCUUCGAUUCCCAGGAGUCGUUCGAGGCAUUCCAGGGGUGUCUAACGAUAUCAACAACAGAGGCUUCAUUUUGGGGCAAGUCAGGGCUGCAACUCGUCGAGGAUUCGUUGUCCUUUAGCCACUUUCCUGAAGUCCUCUCGCUCUCCCAUGAUGUGUCUGAGAGAAUGGUCCCCGACCCAGAUUCUACCCAUUUGAGUAUGAGACCGACCGACUACGUGAAGGACAUCGUCGACGAUUUCGUCCCUGCAAUGACAGACUUCAUUCACGAAGCAUCAGUCGUGGCAGCGUCGUAUGAGCCUUUGGCAUCGGAUGAACAUGUGCUUCAGAUCUUGUGGCUCAGCAUCUCCAUCUUGAACCUUCUUUUCUCGUCUGUGCUUCAAGAUUCAAUUGAGAUCGACACAUCGCGUGACCACUUUACGCUUGGUCUUGAGAAGGCUCUUUGCCGCUUGGACGAGCGCUUCCCAUUCGCGAGCCCGAAAGCAGCAGGCCAUCAGCGGGUGGGCACUGUUCUGCGAGCCUCGAACCAUUAUUACUGUCAAAUCGUGGCAUUGCACUAUCUGUCUUCGCCAACAUGGCCUGUUUCAAAAGCUGACCGUUUACACUCAGUCCUGGGGUACGUUUUGGAAUGGCUAGAAGACAAGGCUCCUUGCACGGGUGAAGAAUAUCUUGCGAUGAUGCCUGUGUUGUGGUAUUUAUUCAGCGCCAUGGAUAUUAUGAAGGACGUGCAACCAAUAUCUCGCGUCUUGACGCGAGCACUGAUUUCGCACGCCAAUUCUUUGUCGCUCAUGUCGCCGGUGAAGAGUCUCGCUUUCGACUUCAUUGGACGUUUGAUUCUGCUGCAGGGUGACCGGCAUUUUAAGGGCUGCAUUCGCUUUCAGGACCCGGAACUAAUUUCUGAAUGGUUACUGGGCACUCCCCGCUUAUUGUGGGAACUCGGCACAAAGCAAGUCACCCUGACUGAGAGAAUUUGGUUGUUCUUAUUGCGGGCCUUUCAGCAGCGAAACUGCAUGGUGAUUCCGAUUGUAAAUGCGUUGGGUCGAGGUCUCAUUCCCUUCUUCCUCAUUCAACAUCCCAGUCGAGGGACGACUCUCGGUCCCUGUGCUCAGCUUCCGUCUCCUCUGCAACGUUUGUUCUGCGAUAUCGCCACGCUUUAUUCAGGAAACCUCGACCUGCAGGAUGCUGUCUUCAACUUUCGAUCGGUCAGACCAAAUUGAUCUUGUUGCGGAAGGGAGCCAUUGCCCGCAGUUUCAGUGUCGAUUCACAGCCGGGAUUCCCUAUGUUCCGGCCACGGGGUGAAUGUUCGACAGGUGUGUAGGGGCUCCAUCCUUCUGCACCAUCCAUAAUUUCGAGAUAUAAUGCUAUAAAACAAGGAUAUUUGAUAGAUACCCUUGGUGAUUCAUUUGAAAAGGGUCACGUGACAAGGUAUUCUUCCAAGGAAUUUCC
Molecule: messenger RNA, 2257 nt
Organism: Dacryopinax primogenitus
Lineage: Eukaryota; Fungi; Basidiomycota; Dacrymycetes; Dacrymycetales; Dacrymycetaceae
Exons: 15
Coding region: 37-2028 (663 amino acids)
Biological process (GO): rRNA processing
Cellular component (GO): nucleus
Source: RefSeq, a predicted model, not a curated record